Pectinophora gossypiella (pink bollworm) is the source of this 4616-nucleotide messenger RNA. RefSeq names its product piggyBac transposable element-derived protein 4-like. Bases 1571 to 2986 code for a protein of 471 amino acids. The transcript has 2 exons. The record is from RefSeq and is a predicted model, not a curated record. Lineage: Eukaryota; Metazoa; Arthropoda; Insecta; Lepidoptera; Gelechiidae.
UGGAACUCCUCAACGGUGAACAGCUCAGUCGUCAAACUUUACAUAGGCUUUGUUCUUGGGUAGAGGAUCCUAGUUUCGGGCAUGGUUUACUGCUGCAGUCAGGACUGUCUUCUCAUGAUGGAACUCCUCAACGGUGAACAGCUCAGUCGUCAAACUUUACAUAGGCUUUGUUCUUGGGUAGAGGAUCCUAGUUUCGGGCAUGGUUUACUGCUGCAGCCAGGACUGUCUUCCCAGGAGAGAACUUCUCAACGAUGAAUAGUUCAGUAGCCAAAUUUUGUACAAAAUUAAGUGGAACGUGAUUUUCAUUACGGUCUUUUCGUCUUACAAUUUUUAUAGCAUAUCCGUAAAUAGAAUUGUAGGUACAUAUCUAUUGCCCAUUGCUUAUACAACAGUACGUUCAGAUUAUGUAGUUUACGCACCCGCUUGUUUUUUAGAAAAAUGGAUGCUCCUAGCACUUCCUCGGCUACGCCCUCUACUAGUGGACCAAAACCACUAGUGGUAGGCAAAAAAGUCGUAAUAACGCCAGAGGGAACCCUGACGUUGACCGAGGACGUCCUGUUGGAGAAAACUGCUUCGGGACGUCUUAAAAGUUUCUGUCCAGAGACGAUUCAUGUGGGAGAAGGCUUGUCUCUCAUAGACGAGGGCGGAAGUCACCUUAGACCGCGCAAUCUUUUUCCCGAAACGAAUGCUGAAAGGGUAAGCAUAUUAAAAUCUAUUUCACUAUGGUGUGGUGUGUGGAUUACAGGUGCAGUUUGAGAGUUUUGAGCUAUUGUCUGUGUUUUGGAUGCGUGUAUCUGCUUCUUUACAUUUGUAUAGAUAAUUAGUUUAACUUUAAAAGUUUACGGGAAACUAACUAAACUUAACUUUAAAAGUUGUCUGCAAUUAUGGAAACUUCGUCUAUGAUGAUUUCGCUUGAAUAUGAUUUAUUUAUUCAAAUGGAGAUAACCUAAUAGGUGGAUACGGGCGGCGCAAGACCGAUUUUUGUGGAGUCCGGCAGUGGACGUCUUUCGGCUGAUAUAUAGAACCUAAUACGUACUAUAAAGGAGACUGAUUAGUGUGACUUGUGUAGAACUAACAUGUUUUGGGUGUAUUUCCUUAUUAAUUUUUCGAACGACACUAAUCUUAUUUGGAUGCAGACGACCUAAUUGCUAAGAGCUAUAAUAUAUGCAAGUUGUGUGGAACUAACGAUAUUCUAUAAUUGUUUUACCUUAACAUUCGACAUGUGUGCAACUAACUGUGGUUUGGGUGCUUUUGCAUGAGAAUAUUUGUCAUGUUUUGAUAGGAUGAAGGAGACAUUUUCGACGAGCCGCUUGCUCAAGCUCUUGCGGGGGACUCCGGGAGUGAAGCUGACGACGGGGAGGAGCUCACCCUGGAAGAGCUUCAGCAAAUAUUAGAGACGGCUGAGGACGAGGACGAGGCCGAGGCCGAGGAUACUUCGGAGGAGCUCCAGUGGAGCGAAGAUUUUUCAAGUUUCCGCGCGGUGCAAGAGGACUUAAAUGAGAGCGUUGGUCCUAAAAUUGUUGGAACACGACCUUUCGCGUUGUUCCAACAAAUUUGGGACCAACCUCUCAUGGAGUCAAUUGCCACGGAAACAAAUAGGUUUGCGUGGCAACAUAUUGCUCCACACUUCGAGGUGGAAGACGAACUUGCCGAAAAAAGCCGACUAAGGCAGUGGGCCGACACCUCUGUGGGAGAGCUGUACAAGCUGUUUUCUGUUUUAUUGCUAAUGGGGAUGUGCGUUAGGGGACGGCUGGACGAGUAUUGGUCAACAGGAAUUUUGGGAAUGCCGGGAUUUCGAAAAAUCAUGCAAAAAGAUCGCUUUUUAUUACUCAUGCGCUUCCUGCAUUUCGCUGAUAAUAACACAAUUCAUCACGGGGAUGACAAAAAACUAGCGAAAAUCAGGCCCCUUUUAGAACAUCUAAACAAAAAGUUUGCCGAUAUCUACUCGCCUCGCAGAGAGAUGAGUAUAGAUGAAUCGUUGCUGCUUUGGAAAGGACGUAUAAGUUGGAUGCAGUGCAUCCGCUCCAAAGCAGCAAGAUUUGGAAUAAAAACAUAUGAACUCUGCGAGGCUGUGUCGGGGUACGUGCUCAAAGUGAUUAUUUACACCGGAAAAGGGACAUUACCCAGGGCAUCGGUGUUUGGGUUUUCGUCUUCUACUGCCAAGAUAGUUCUGGAACUUUUCAAGGACUAUCUUGGCAGGGGAUUUACCCUUUUUAUGGACAAUUUCUACAACUCAAUUGCAUUGACCAGAUUUCUAAAAUCAAAAAAAACUGAUGUCGUGGGAACCCUCAACAGGCGCCGCGUGGAUUGUCCCCAAGACAUCAAGGCCAUAAACGAAAAGAGGAUGGAAAGGGGCGCAGUGGUAAGCCGGCACUGUGGUGACGUUUCAGUAGUAGCUUGGAAAGACGUAAAACUUGUCACCACAGUGUCGACUUACCAUAAUGCGGAUAUGGCACAAGGCAGGCGGGCUGGGCAAGCGAUAAUGAAGCCAAAUGUCAUACAUGAAUAUAACAAAUUCAUGGGUGGUGUGGACUUGAAAGACCAAAAAUUAUCCAUGUAUUUAUUAGAGAGGAAGAGGGGUAUAAAAUGGUAUAUAAAAGUUUUUCGUAGACUAUUUAAUGUAUCUAUUUUAAACUGUUAUAUUAUAUAUUGCUCCAACAUUGGCCAAGGACAAAAAAUGUCGCACAGACAAUUUAGAUACCUCUUAGCGGAGGAACUUUGUGCGCAGACUGGCGCUAAUGUUGCGACUCGGCAGCGCCAGAAUAUCACCAGCACCAGGCUUGACAGGAGUCUCGACCACACUCCGGAACAUUUGUGCAUCGAAGGUGAGCGAACCUUGAAACAAGUGCGGUUCCAAAGAGGGCGUUGCGUUAGAUGUGCCGCGAAGAAAGAGAGGGGCCAAACAAACAUCCAGUGCAGCAACUGCAAAGUUUUUCUUUGUGUUGGCCAGUGUUGGAGGGAAUAUCAUAGUUUAGAUAAUUUGUAGUAGGUUUAUGUAUUUAUUUUACAGUAUUAUUUUAUGUAAUAUAUGUAUAUAAUAUUGUAUUGAAUAGAUAAGUAUUAUAUAUGUAAAAAUCAUAAUUAUGUAUGUGUAUAAAUAAAUAUAUUUUCUGGUCUUUCAAGUCCACACCACAUUAUUUGUUAUUUCAAAAUCUUUAUAAAGUAACGAAGUACGUUUUUAUAAUAAUGUGAGCAUGUGCCGUCCGCAUCCAAGGUUUCCCGCGACCUUCACAAGAUCGUCAGUCCACCUUGUGGGGGACCUGCCCACGCUACGUUUUCCGUUGCGUGGUCGCCACUCGAGAACUUUUCCACCUCAACGCCUGUCAGUUCUGCGAACAAUGUGCUCUGCCCACUGCCACUUAUGGUUUGCGAUUUUUCGAGCUAUGUCAAUUGUAUUGUAUUGUCUAGAUGUGUCAAGUACCUGGCUGUGUACCUUUACUUAUGUACAAGUGCAAGUACCCGUCUAAUUUUUGAUGAUUAUAAUUUUUGUUUAUUAUUAUAGGCAAUUACAAGAAAUAUAAAUUAUUAUAUUAUGAUUUUUAGCUUAUUUAGUACUACUACCUUUAAUUAAAAAUCUUAACCUAAACUAAUUCUAUUUGUUUUAUUUCUAAAAUAAAAUAAUAAAACUAUGACUGUUUGUUUUAUUUCUAAUAAUGAACAUCCUGUAUAUACGUACAGAUCUGAGCCAAAGCAUACGGUUGUAUGCUUUCUGUGCUCAGAUCUGAGACAAAGCAGUUGGACAUUUAUAAGGUGACGCCAUCUUGGAACAGAUCUGAGACAAAGCAGAUGACCACUCAACGCGAGUCACGCACACAUUCAUACAAAAAUCCAAAUAAACAUUGAUAAUAAAUUAUCAUUUUAGAAAAAUAAAAGUAUUGUAGCUAUGGUAGUGAAUUAUACAGUUAGAAAGACAAUUUUUCAAGCUUGCCACACAUAUUUUUUAGUGAACCAUAGACUACAGACUUGCAGAAAAAAACUACCAAAACAAGAGGUUAGGUAAACUAGUACCUUUUUUAGUUUUUGCAUUAUUUUGGUGUGUAAAUGAUAUAAAUAAGCAUAUUUCACAACGUUUAUCGAAAUACUAAUAUAUAAAUAUCUGUUCAAAAGUCUGAACUUCAUCUAAUUCCAAAUAGUUUGCAUAAAAACUGAAGGCAAAGUUCGAUGUGAAGAAACGGAAAAAGGUCAAUUUGUGAAUAAAACUUGCUAUUUUCAAAGUGAUAUUUGCAAGUGUAUUUCUAUUAGAAACUAGUAAAUAUUGUGUGUAGUGGAUUUUCCGAAGAUUCGUCAGUGUAAAAUCAUAAAUAAAACCCAAAAUAAAUUUCAGUUUUUCUUAUAAAUCAUUGUUAUUUGGUAACAAGUACACUUUUGGUCAAAUGUCUAUGUUGAAGGGUCUGUAAAAUAUAAAUAAAGAAUGUUUUAUUAUCAGAAAAGAAUAGACAAGAUUGCCUAUUUAUCUAGCUUACAGAAUCAGUUAUCAAUCUAUGAUGUCUUGAACAUUUUUUUGGAGAAAUUCAUAUAUUUCUAAGUCAAGUCGCGGGCGCGCGGGCGAGCGCCCGAAACCUCCGCAGACGACGGUACCAUUUUUGCGCAGCACUGUCGCAGCUGAGAGGUUAAAU